AUGUCGCUCGCGAAGAUAAAGCAUAUUGUCCUGGUUCUUUCCGGGAAAGGAGGCGUGGGCAAAUCCUCAGUAACCACACAACUAGCCCUCUCGCUGUCUCUGUCGGGUCAUUCCGUGGGAGUCUUAGAUGUCGACCUCACCGGUCCAUCUAUGCCGCGCAUGUUCAAUAUCGAAGAUGCGAAAGUGACACAAGCCCCUGGAGGCUGGCUCCCCGUCUCUGUCCAUCCCGCAAACCCACAAGCCGGUAUUGGCGAGCUACGCUGCAUGAGUCUGGGGUUUCUGUUGCGGGGAAGAGGCGACGCCGUGGUCUGGCGAGGGCCCAAGAAGACUGUGAUGAUACGACAGUUCCUCACAGACGUACUGUGGGGAGAAAUGGAUUAUCUCCUCAUUGACACACCUCCCGGAACUUCGGAUGAACAUAUCUCGCUCGCCGAAGCCCUGUUGAAAGAUGCAUUGCCAGGACAGGUCGCUGGCGCAGUCGUUGUGACGACACCUCAAGCUGUCGCAACCGCAGAUGUUAGAAAGGAACUGAACUUCUGCGCGAAGACGAGCAUACCGGUGGUCGGCGUCAUAGAAAACAUGGCGGGGUUCGUGUGUCCCAACUGCGCCGAGUGCACGAACAUCUUUGGCAAGGGAGGAGGCCAAGUGAUGGCGGACGACUUCAACGUGAGGUUUCUCGGAGGGGUGCCUAUCGACCCUCAGUUCGUUAUGUUGGUCGAAACGGGAAGACGACCCUCAUAUCCCGAAGGAACAAUCAUCAAUGGCCAAGACUUCCCAAAGGCGCAAGAAACCGGCCACGUUGACUCAGGCGCCCAGGAGACAAAAGACGCAAGCUUGUUGGCGGACAAAUAUCGAAGCUGCUCGCUUGAGCCCAUCUUCAAGAAGAUAACGCAAGAUAUCGUGAGCGCCAUCGGUUGA
Molecule: messenger RNA, 918 nt
Organism: Anthostomella pinea
Lineage: Eukaryota; Fungi; Ascomycota; Sordariomycetes; Xylariales; Xylariaceae
Source: the annotation of a GenBank genome assembly